UCACGUGAGACGGCGGGUGGUGAUGGCGGCGCAUCUCAGCUCGGGGCGCGUUAACCUGACGGCACUGCGCGAAGCGGGGCGCAGGGAGCUGCGCGAGUUCCUCGAUAAGUGCGCGGGCUCCAAGGCUAUCGUGUGGGACGAGUCGCUGACCGGGCCCUUCGGGUUGAUCGCGCAGUACUCGCUGCUGAAGGAACAUGAGGUGGAGAAGAUGUUCACGCUCAAGCCGGGCCGCCUGCCGCAGGCAGAUGUCAAGAACAUCAUCUUCUUCGUCAGGCCCAAGCUGGAGCUGAUGGACAUCAUCACGGACAACGUGCUCAGGGAGGACAGAGGCCGUUCUCCCCAGAGGGACUUCCACAUCCUCUUCGUGCCACGCCGCAGCCUGCUGUGCGAGCAGUGGUUGAAGGAGCAGGGUGUGCUGGGGUCCUUCAUCCACCGAGAGCAGUACAGCCUGGACUUGAUACCCUUCGACGGAGACCUGCUCUCCAUGGAGUCUGAGAGUGCGUUCAAGGAAUGUUACCUGGAGAGUGACCAGACGAGUCUGUACCAUGCGGCAAAGGGGCUGAUGACGCUGCAGGCUCUCUACGGAACCAUCCCACAGAUUUUUGGGAAGGGCGAGUGUGCCCGGCACGUGGCUAACAUGAUGAUCAGGAUGAAGCGCGAGUUCCCUGGAAGCCAGAACUCGAUAUUUCCCGUCUUUGAUACGCUCUUGUUGCUGGACCGCAAUGUUGAUCUGCUGACGCCAUUAGCUACGCAGCUGACGUAUGAAGGGCUGAUAGAUGAAAUCUAUGGAAUUCAGAACACAGGUAGUAAGGAAAACUCCAGAGAGGCAUUUAUGGAUUUUAAUCCUUCCUGCUGUACUGAAGACUGGCCGGAAUCCUGUCUCCAAACCUCUUUGAAAGCAGGGUGGCUAACACUGGGGUUCUGGUCACCUUAUGUGAAACUCCCUCCUGAGAAGUUUGCCCCAAAGAAGCAGGGCGAGGGUGGGAAGGAUCUCCCCACAGAACCCAAGAAGCUCCAGCUGAACUCUGCUGAAGAGCUGUAUGCUGAAAUCCGAGACAAGAACUUCAAUGCUGUGGGGUCAGUGCUGAGCAAGAAAGCCAAGAUCAUCUCAGCAGCCUUUGAGGAAAGACACCACGCGAAAACCGUUGGAGAGAUUAAGCAGUUUGUCUCACAGUUGCCACACAUGCAGGCAGCAAGAAGUUCUCUAGCAAACCACACCUCCAUUGCAGAGCUCAUCAAAGAUAUCACCACAUCUGAAGAUUUCUUUGAUAAUUUAACAGUGGAACAAGAGUUCAUGUCUGGAAUAGACACAGACAAGGUUAACAAUUACAUUGAAGACUGCAUAGCUCAAAAACAUCCAUUAAUCAAGAUCUUACGUCUCGUUUGCUUGCAAUCUGUAUGCAAUAGUGGACUGAAGCAGAAGGUUCUGGACCAUUACAAAAGAGAGAUCCUCCAGACUUAUGGCUAUGAACAUGUAUUGACCUUAAACAACUUAGAAAAGGCUGGACUCCUGAAACCUCAGACAAGUGGUAGGAAUAACUACCCAACGAUCAGAAAAACCCUGCGCUUAUGGAUGGAUGAUGUUAACGAACAGAACCCAAACGAUAUUUCCUAUGUGUACAGUGGCUAUGCUCCACUGAGCGUACGUCUGGCACAGCUACUGGCUCGGCCAGGGUGGCGGAGCAUAGAGGAGGUGUUAAAGAUGCUGCCAGGUCCCCAUUUUGAAGAGAGACAGCAGUUACCUACUGGCCUUCAGAAAAAGCGUCAACACGGUGAGAACCGAGUCACUCUGGUGUUCUUCCUGGGAGGUGUAACGUAUGCAGAAAUUGCUGCACUGCGAUUUCUGUCCCAGAUGGAAGAUGGAGGCACAGAAUAUGUCAUUGCCACUACAAAACUCAUCAAUGGAACAAGCUGGAUUAAAUCCUUGAUGGAAAAACUGGAGCCUGCCCCUUUCUAGGGUUUGUGGCGAGAGACAGUGAAAGUGAGAGGCCCUGUGCGACGUCUUCUGGCAUGGCUGCUUGAACGUCAGCAAAAUAUGACAGUGAAAGAAGCUCUCCCAAGACCAGCUCAUCAUGCAAUUACCCUCAUCCCUCUCUGCACUUGUUCUGACUGUGGAAUUUCCUAGUAGACAAGCAGUUCUGAAAGGCACUAAAAACGAAAUACACAGUGGAAGAAAGAGAGAUCCCUGCUCGUGGUCUGAAAUGGCAAAUGAGCGCUGUGGGAGUGGGGGUUUGCCCUGGUCCUUCUAUUUGCAAAUUGCUUCUUUUCUUUCUCUCAGUUUCAUUUUAGUGGGAGAUGUGAUUACUUCUUUUCACCCUCCUCAGGUGCUGAGGAGGCAGGAUGUUUUCUGUUCCUGAUUUCAUACCAGUGUUCCCAGUCUGUCUGUCUCUCUGGUGCCUGAUACAUUCCAUCAAUGCACUGGAUCUGUUUCUGUCAGAGAUCUGUACCCAGGGUUCAGUUUCCUGCUCAUCUUUCUGGUGAAAACCAACGAAUCUGUGCUUCCCCCAGCUCCAGCACAUUCACAUCAACAGACAGCAGCAAGGGCCAGGCCACAGUAGCUAAAUUUUUUCACAUCCUUGGCAUCUGAUUGUACAACAGAAAGAGAAUUGCUGUGAAGGGGAAGAAGUAACUUUUUUAGGUUUAGAAACUUUGUGGCUCUCAGGCAUCUAGAAUAAUGCACUGGCAGGUGCUGUACUCCAACAAGCUCUCUGUUACAGUUAGUUACCUGUAGGCCACACAAGUCCGCUGUCCUGUGUGCUCUGGCCAAGGCAUUCAUUGGGUUUCCUGCAGCAACAGCUAAACCUUAAACUAUCCACAUGCAUGUCAACAGCAGUGACUACUAAUACAACCAAAUGCAUCCAGAGUGUGAGGGAGACAGUUGAACCUUUAAAUUCAAUCACUCUCUCAAGGGAUUGGUGUGAGGUGGCUUGUUUGUCCUAGGUACACCCACCUGACUCUGGAAGGCUACUCCAGAGUAUGAAUUACAUCAGUGUGUCAAGAGCUUGUGUUGGAAGACACACACAAACACUCCCCGCGUGAGACUCAGGCCAAAAAUAGCUAGGUCAGUGACCUAGUAAACAGUGGGUUUGAAACAGACACUUUUUUCACCCCCCUGUUCAGUUUAUAAAUUGUACUUGCUGCCACAAGCUGUUGUAGAGCUCAGACUUAGAAAAUGGAAUUUUCCAUGGUCUUUAUAGCUGGGUCUUUGGUGUUGCUGAGCCAGUGUGUGCAAGAGGCAGCUUCUGGCUCCAAAAGACUCAGCCUUGCUAAGUGCCAAAGGCUGGGAAGGCAGACCAGGGCUCAUGGCUUGUGCCUGUGCUGCUACACCUCAGCCCCUUGCCUGCUCACUGUCACUAUACCCACAUGCUUCAACAGCAACCACUGGGGACUCUGUUUCACACUGCAUUUCACUCUUAAGAACAACUUAAAACCCACCCCACACCUUAAAUCACUCUCUUUGCAAACAUUUCUGAUCUUAGUUAUCCUGCAUUAUGCAUAAUAUGUCCCAAAAAACCUUUCAUUUUUCCAAGCAGUUAUGACUGUGGGUUUCAGUCUCUUGGUUUUUUGCCAGGUUGAGUUCUGCCAAAUCGGCCCCUUCACAGAGCCCCUCUGUCUGUUUAACUUCAGUUUACUUAUUAGAAUAAAGCAAAAUUGUAUUUGAUCUUUGAUUGAACGUGUUUGCUCACACUCUCUUUCUCUGGAAUACAAAAAUAAAUAAAAUAAACCCCUG
This is a messenger RNA of Falco peregrinus (peregrine falcon), 3730 nucleotides long. It is a transcript of the gene VPS33A, whose product is annotated as VPS33A core subunit of CORVET and HOPS complexes. The transcript has 14 exons. The record is from RefSeq and is a predicted model, not a curated record. The coding region runs from base 23 to 1957 and encodes 644 amino acids. NCBI's taxonomy places the organism in Eukaryota, Metazoa, Chordata, Aves, Falconiformes, Falconidae. Gene Ontology annotation, cellular component: CORVET complex; lysosome. Gene Ontology annotation, biological process: intracellular protein transport; vesicle-mediated transport.